Leguminivora glycinivorella is the source of this 1682-nucleotide messenger RNA. RefSeq names its product kelch domain-containing protein 4. The transcript has 9 exons. Bases 94 to 1605 code for a protein of 503 amino acids. The record is from RefSeq and is a predicted model, not a curated record. NCBI's taxonomy places the organism in Eukaryota, Metazoa, Arthropoda, Insecta, Lepidoptera, Tortricidae. Gene Ontology annotation, molecular function: protein binding.
AACCAAUUAGGUAUAGGUGCUUUAUUUUGGUGCACGAUUGAAAUUUUGUGCCCUGUAUUCACAUUUAAUAGUAUAAAUCAUAUUAGAAAGAGAAUGGGGAAAAAGAAAAACAAGAAUAAAAUAAGCGGUGCUGUUAAAACAGCAGCUAAGACAGAGAAAAAGUUGGCUAACAAACUUAAAAAAGAACUUGCGAACAUGGGAGAGGAAGACAUAGCUCAAGUUGUUGCCCAGAUUGAGCUAGAGGAAGCAAAGCGAUCAGCUGCUAAAGAGAAGAACUUACCUGGGCCUCCCUCGCCCAGAGCCUAUGCCAGCGUGACUCCACAUCCCACUAACAAUGAGCUUAUCAUUUUUGGGGGAGAAUAUCAUGACGGCCAAAAGACCUAUGUGUACAAUGAGCUGCUUUUCUUCAACCCUACAAGUAACACGUGGCGCCGCGUGAAAGCGCCGGGCGCUCCGCCGCCACGCAGCGGCCACCAGGCAGUGGCCACUCCAGCUAAUAAAGGCGAGCUAUGGGUAUUUGGCGGCGAAUUCACAAGCUUGUCGGAGACACAAUUUUAUCAUUACAAGGAUCUGUGGUGCUACUCCCUAUCUGAGAACAAAUGGGAAAAGGUGGUAGCGGCGAACGGUCCUAGUGCGCGGUCGGGGCACCGCAUGGUGCUGCUGGGGCGGCGGCUCGUGGUGUUCGGCGGGUACACGGACGACGGCCGCGAGUGCCGCUACUUCGACGACGUCUACAGCUUCUGCCUCGACUCGCGCACCUGGAGCCGCCUCGCGCCCAGCGGCCGCGGUCCCUCGCCGCGUUCCGCCUGCGUCAUGGUGCCGGCCGGGAACGAUGAGCUGAUAGUGUACGGCGGGUUCUCCCGGGCGCGCGAGGGGCGGCAGGAGCGCGCGCUGACGCACUCCGACCUGUUCCGGCUGUCGGCGCGGGCGGACGGCGGCGGCGGCUGGGCGUGGCGCGCGCUGCCCGGCGGGCCGCUCGCGCCGCCGCCGCGCGCGCAGCUUGCCGCCGCCGUCAACACGCACUCCUCCAGGGCUUACGUCUUUGGCGGAGUCACUGAUGUAGAAGAGACAGAAGAAGAACUAGUAGGUGAGAUGAGCGACGACCUGCGCAUGCUGGACCUGGAGGCGGGCAAGUGGCACAGCGUGACGCUGCGCACCCAGCAGCCGGCGCGCGCGCCCGCCGCCGCGCCCGCGCCAGCGCCCGCCGCCAACGCAGACGCCGACGCCGUACAAGAAGCCGUCACAGUUGUAACCGACGAGGUGUUCACCAUGAAGCUGGGCGGCGCAGCGCCGGCGGCGGCGGCGGCGGCGGGCGCGGGCGACGCCGCGCCGACUCGCCGCGUCGCGCCCGGGCCGUGCCCGCGCAUGUCCGCCAUGAUGGCCGUGCAGCGCUCCGUUCUCUAUGUCUAUGGCGGAAUCCUGGAAAAGGACGAAAAACAAUUCUACCUCUCUGAUAUGUACAGUUUAGACCUGCACAAGCUGAGCGAGUGGAAGACGCUGGUGCCGCAGCCGCCGCUGCCCGAGUGGCUCGGCUCCGACUCCGACACGCAGUCAGGCAGCGACUCCGACCAGGACGACUCCGACACACAAUCUGACCAAGAUUAACAUUCAACUAUGUUUUCACAAUGUAUAUAGAGUAUAAAUCCUCUGAAAAUAUCAAAUAAACAAUUUAUUGUUAAGUA